Messenger RNA from Paralichthys olivaceus (Japanese flounder), 1217 nucleotides. NCBI's taxonomy places the organism in Eukaryota, Metazoa, Chordata, Actinopteri, Pleuronectiformes, Paralichthyidae. The record is from RefSeq and is a predicted model, not a curated record.
GGAGUAACCUUUUCCUCCAUCUCUCCCUCUGUGCAGGUAGUACAGCUGAUGAUGGAGAACUGUCAACCGUGCGUUACAGACCCGAGGGGCUCGACCGUCUUGUCCAGCAGACUAACUUCAACAAGAAGGAGCUGCAGGUCCUUUACCGAGGAUUCAAGAACGAGUGUCCGAGCGGUGUGGUAAAUGAAGAGACCUUUAAAAGCAUCUACUCUCAAUUCUUCCCUCAGGGAGAUUCAAGUAUGUACGCACAUUUCCUGUUUGAAGCCUUUGACACUCACAACAAUGGAGCGGUCAGCUUUGAGGACUUUGUCAUCAGUCUGUCCAUCAUCUUGAGAGGCUCCACCAUUGACAAACUCAACUGGGCUUUUAAUCUGUACGAUCUCAACAAGGACGGCUGCAUCACCAGAGAGGAGAUGACGGACAUCAUGCACUCCAUCUAUGACAUGAUGGGGAGGUAUACGUACCCCAACAUGAGCGACAGCGCCCCCAAGGAUCAUGUGGACAUUUUCUUCCAGAAAAUGGACAGGAACAAAGACGGGGUGGUCACCAUUGACGAGUUCCUGGAGGCGUGCCAAAAGGAUGACAACAUCAUGCAGUCCAUGCACAUGUUUGACAACGUGAUCUAAAGCUGAUUGGACGCAGAUUUCUCGCCUGCCUUGAGCUCCUCUGCAGCUCAUCUUCAGCCCUGCUGACGGAGCGGGUGUCAUCUCUGAGAGUGACGACCUGAGGAUAUAUAUACUUUGUAAACCUCAAACCAGCUUUUAUUAUAUCGGUGAACGGGUUGGGCUGAAGGAAGGAGGUGAAGUCUGGCUCCAAAAUGACUUGACUCAUGUGUAAUUUCUUUUUUUGGAAUGAGUGAAGGUAAUGAAAGGUAGAUUCUUGUAUUUUAAGAUAAUAAUAAUGAUGAAGGCUGUAGAAGCUCAACAUCAAAACACAUCAGUGAACAGAUGAUGAAGAAAACAAGAUUUUCACAUCAGUUGACGGCAGUUUCAACAUCCUGGGACUUCUUCACUGCGAUGACGAUUAUUUCACAUGAAAUGAACAGACACAUGGAACAAAUGGAACAAAGCCCAUAAUGUUGUAAAGUCUCACACACUUUCUAUACUCACAGUUAUACUACAAUAUUGAGUUUUAGCAAUAAUCUAAGUAACAAUUUAUCACGCCUCACGUUUAUUAAGACUGUAUGUUGUAUCUGCAUGAUGUGUCUGUUUUCACUG